This is a messenger RNA of Adineta ricciae, 606 nucleotides long. The record is from the annotation of a GenBank genome assembly. NCBI's taxonomy places the organism in Eukaryota, Metazoa, Rotifera, Eurotatoria, Adinetida, Adinetidae.
AUGGAUAGAACACAGGUUAAUUCUAUCAUUCGUUCGAAGUAUGAAGAACGUCUCGACAAAGCCAUCAACUACUACGCAUCGAAAAUGGUCUUCGCCCAAAUAAUCUUUGCAAGCGCUUUCUCGGCUUCUGAACUUUACUAUGGUGUUGAAUAUCAGGACCAGUGUCCAAUCGAACCUAUGAUGACCACAUUUCUUAUUCUUCAUGGUGCUAUCAAAUUCGUCUGGGUGUUCCUGACUAUUCUCGCUAUCGUCGAUGCGCGAUUGAUCGCUCAAGUGAUGAACAAGAAUGUCCUGGCUCGUCGGCUUAUGUUUAUAAAUCUCACCCUUCAGCCUGUUUUUGCUGCCUGGUUUUUUAUCUGGUUUAUUACUGGAAACUUUUGGGUAUUUCGCACCAAAGAUCGGUAUCAAUCAACCAAUCCAACAGAUACCAGUACAUAUUGUAACGAAGAAGUGUAUCAGGCAGCAUUCUUGUUGAUUAUUAUGACCUACGUUAUCGGUGGUAUCACUUUUAUAGGAACAAUCAGGCGUCGUGUCAUUAGCAAGAAGAUUAAACACGUCAUGAAAAAUAAAACCAAUCCCGAACAUCAGUCGAGGGUACAAAUUUGA